GUCAAAAUGACUACAAUUGCUCUUGGGUUGUCAUUGUUGACCACAAUAAAAUUUUAAAGGUUAAAUGUGAGCCUCCAAACGCAAUAUAAAUCAUUUUGAGUUUAUUUAAAAUCUUUAAGUUAUUUUUUUUUCAUACAUUUAUUAUCAAUUUUCCGAUAAGAAUUUGAUAAGAUAAUCUAAUGCCGUAUAUUUUAGUAAGAGGCAACUUGGCCUCUUAUGGUAACCGGUAUCCUUGGCGGGUUUUAGUUUCCGGAUUAAAAGCAACCGAUAUCGAACAAUUAAAACGUUUCGCAUCUGGUGGUUAUUGUGACGAUUCUACGAUAGUUUAUAUGCAACAUCCUUGUGUUAUUUUAACAGCUUUGGAAGUGUUGGGUUAUAAAGUGGUCGCAUCUAGUUCAACCAGCGUGAAACAAGACUACAACGAGUAUAUGUGGACGAUGCGUAAGGAAUUUAACGAACCUGAACCAAAUAUAGAUCACGAUAAAGUUAAUAACGCGAACAAAUAGAUUAAUUCAUUCCAGAUUAA
Molecule: messenger RNA, 526 nt
Organism: Onthophagus taurus
Lineage: Eukaryota; Metazoa; Arthropoda; Insecta; Coleoptera; Scarabaeidae
Biological process (GO): negative regulation of biosynthetic process
Source: RefSeq, a predicted model, not a curated record